UGAUGAGAUACCCGACCAUGUGUUCUCUUCUUCCCAAAAGAAACGUUAAUGGCGUCUUAUUAGCACUCCUAAUAAUAAUAGUUGCUAAUCUUAAUCUCUCCUUCUCUCUCCGCCAAACUCCCUCUCCUUCAUCUUCCAAGAUCAAGACGGCCCUUCAUCGCGUCGAUAGCAAUAUCGAGUACGAUAACAUCAGCUAUGCAUCCAUUGAUUACGGCAACAUAAUCCACAACCUCCCCUUAGGCGUGCUAAACCCAGGCUCCGUUGACGAUAUAGCUCAAACCCUCGAGCUCGUUUCGCUGAUCGGGCCGUUCGUGGGUCUGACCGCGUCAGCGGGGGGCUGCAGGCAUUCCAACGGCGGGCAGGCGCAAACGGCUAAUGGGAUCUUCAUCGACAUGCGGUCAAACAGGCUCUACGAAACGGUGGUCAACGCUGGGGCGAACCCGCCGUACGCUGACGUGUACGCCGGAGAUAUGUGGAUCACGGUGUUGAAUGAGACCCUAAAGUAUGGGUUAGCCCCGCCGUCUUGGACGGACUACUUGCAUAUAACUGUGGGGGGGACUCUGUCUAAUGCAGGGAUUAGCGGGCAGGCGUUUCGGCAUGGCCCACAGAUCAGCAACGUACUUCAGCUCGAGGUCGUUACAGGAACAGGAGAAAUUGUAAAUUGUUCAAGUACACAGAAUGAUGAUCUCUUCUUUGCUGUUUUGGGAGGACUUGGGCAAUUUGGAAUAAUAACUAGAGCAAGGAUCAUCCUCGAGCCGGCGCCACAGAAGGUUAAAAGGAUCCAAGCCCUCUAUUCAAAUUUCACGGUAUUUUCUGGAGACCAGGAGCUUUUAAUAUCUCUAGAAAAGACAUUUGAUUACAUAGAAGGAAUGGUGGUGAAGAACGCACCAGGUGACAUGCCUCUUUUUCGCCUCGAAGUCAACAAAAACUUCAACGACAACGACGACCCAAAGAAAGUGCAAGCGGAAAUCGACGGAUUACUAGCGAAAUUAAGCUACAAUGCAUCAACACUAACUAUUACAGAAUCUACUUAUGUAGAAUUCUUAGAAAGAGUUUAUACAGCUGAGCUAUUCUUGAGGAGCAUUGGGUUAUGGGUAGGAGAUCAAGUAUCUCACCCAUGGCAAAACCUUCUCAUGCCCAAAAGCAAAAUUCAGACUUUUGCUUCAGAAGUGUUUUACAAUAUUCUCAGAGAUACAAGCCUCGGACCUGUUAUUGUCUACCCAUUGAACAAGUCAAAGUGGGACAAUAGAACUUCAGCUGUUCUUCCGGAAGGAGACAUCUUUUAUGCAGUUUCAUUGCUUCCCCGUGCAAACAUCUCAUCCAACGGAACUGAUGGUUUGGCAUACUUGCUAAAUCAAAGGAAAAGAAUCUCCGAUUUCUGCGAGUCGGCGGGCAUCGGAGCAAUCCAGUAUUUGCCAUAUUAUGAGACACCAGAAGAGUGGCAGAAGAAGCAGUAUGGUCCAGAGAGGUGGGAAGUCUUUACAACGAGAAAACAGGCCUACGACCCUUCCUGUGUUCUUGCCCCGGGACAGAACAUUUUUACUGCUGAUACAUGCCCUGGCUCCACCGGCGGCUUUAAUUGAAACCCCAAAACAAUGAGUUCAUUUGUUGCCGGCCCACCCAUAAAGAAUACUCCCGGAACCUGCUUUUUCUUUUAAUAAUAAUGAUGCAAAAUAUUAUCCCAAAUAUGCGGGGAUAAAUAUAUAGUACUCCCUACAAAUAGAUAUUACUACAUCUCGAACUUAUGGUAAUAAACUUGUCUCCAUCUCG
Cuscuta europaea is the source of this 1770-nucleotide messenger RNA. The record is from the annotation of a GenBank genome assembly. Lineage: Eukaryota; Viridiplantae; Streptophyta; Magnoliopsida; Solanales; Convolvulaceae.